Messenger RNA from Paramuricea clavata, 774 nucleotides. The record is from the annotation of a GenBank genome assembly. Lineage: Eukaryota; Metazoa; Cnidaria; Anthozoa; Malacalcyonacea; Plexauridae.
CCUUACUCUGAACACUGGUAAGUAUGAAGUACACAUACACAUUCGGCUACUCCCACAUGAGAGUGGCAAUUAAAACUUAUUUGGAAUGGAAGACGGGCCGAGGAAAAGUUAUUAACAGUUGCACAAUAUCUUAAUUAAUCUAAUAAUGACUCCUUCCGUCUGUUUUCCAGAUAUUGACAACCUCACACCAGCUUCUUGUUCAGCUUUGUUAAUAAAAUAUCCUUCAACUCGCAGUGGAAUGUAUUAUAUUAAUCCUCAAGGACUAAGUUCAUCGCCAUUGGUUCCAGUAUAUUGUAACAUGACUUCGAAGUAUGGUGUUCCUGCCACAGAGUUGGACAUGACAGUGAACGACGAACACUCGUGGACGGAUAUGAAGCAUCAGGUUCUUACAAACGUAAUAUCAAAUAUGGUAUUUCCAUGCAAGAUAUAGUUACAAUUAUGAAUCAGUCCACGAAUUGUGAGCAGUUUAUAAAAUAUGAGUGUCAUGCAAGCGUGAUUCUUACGGAUGGUUGGUGGGUAUCGCGUCAAGGUUCAAAGAUGAAUUACUGGGGUGGAGCCGCUGUCAACAGCAGAAAAUGCGCAUGUGGAAUGACCAACACCUGUGCAGAUGGGAAAGAAUGUAAUUGUAACGCCAAUGACAUGACAUGGCGUGAAGAUAGUGGAUACCUGACAGACAAGAACACGCUUCCUGUAACUGAGCUGAGAUUUGGAGAUACAGGUUCUGGAAGUGAGAAAGGAUACCAUACACUGGGAAAACUGCGAUGUUGGGGUUAG